AUGCCACCGAUAUAUCAGAUCGAUAAUUUCGAAGAUUGUUUCAUCUCUCCAAACAACGUGUAUUGCUCAGUACAUUUUAACCUCGUGUCGGAUCAGCCCAGUGAAUUGCUUCAUCUCAUACAGGAAUAUUCCAAACACAUAGUAACACAUUACAACCACACUAAGUUAAGAUAUGGUGUGUGUGUUACUAAGAGCUGCCAACAUAUACGGAAUGAAUCAGCGGUCUCAAGACACGCCCUUGAGGAAUGCCUGAAUUCGAGUAUGUGGGAAAAUUAUGAGUUGAAGACGCAGGUGGAGAAUUAUUCCUGUUAUAACCAGUAUGAUAAUAAUUAUAUAGAUACAGCAGAUAUUAUUGUUGGUGUUGUCCUGAUGUUUAUAGUCCUACUGAAUAUUGUUGGAAGUAUCUAUGACACUUGUUCAGGAAAUACUAAAGAUAGAUCAGUUUUGGUCUGUUUUUCAAUAAAACGUAAUUGGAGGCGCCUAACAUCAUGCAGAAAGAACAUGGAGCCGCGACUGCAGAGGCUCAAAGGACUAAACGGAAUUAGAUGUAUUGUUCUUUACGGUGUUAUAUUGGUGCACUGCUACUGGGCGUAUGUCGUAGCAGUAGAAAACUCUCAUGAAUUGGAAUUGAUGUUUCACAGCUUGCCCCUGUACUUAUUCUUCAACGGCCCCAUUGCAAUACAGACGUACAUAGUCAUAUGUGGAUUUCUUCUAGCUUACAAAAUGCAAAUUUAUUCUGAAAAGCAUUCCACAAGUUGGCGGACAGUUCCGAAGGCUUUAUUGUUGCGGUAUCUAAGGUUAACACCAGCGUACGCCCUGACAAUAGCUUUGAUGGCGACAUGGUUAAAGUUUGCAGGACCUUCAGCACUAUGGGAGGUCACAGCGAAGCCCUCGUUUGCGGAUUGCCAGAAACGUUGGUGGAUAAAUCUGCUUUACUUGAACAACUUCGUGUACGACUCUCAGUGUAUGGUUCAUGGCUGGUAUUUAGCAGUCGACAUGCAACUCUAUUUUUAUGGACUCAUCCUAUGUGUUUUAUUAAAAAAAACUAACUAUAGAAAAAUUAUCCUGAUAUCCAUCUUUAUCAUCGGCUUUCUUAUACCAGGAGUCCUCACAUACAUACAUGAUCUUCAAGGCGCGAUGCUCUUCAUACCUAGUGAGGCUAAUUAUUUAUUCAAAACUGAGCCAACAUUUAAUAAGAACUACAAAACGACGUAUGGAAAUAUACCCAGCUUUGUGAUUGGUCUAUCACUUGGCUACCUGGUGUACAGUUGGCAACAGAAAGACAUAAAUAUUGAAAAAUAUAAGAAAUUUCGUAUCAUAUAUUGGGCCUUAUUCCCUUUGAUAUUAGCCAUCGUACUAUCGGGCACAUAUUUAUAUCGUGAUGCACCGAUAGAUCCAAUUUAUGUUCGAGUACUUUUUGCGACGUUUACGAAGCCUUUAUAUGGAGUUACGAUGGCUCUCUUGAUUUGUGGAUUGAUAUUUAAAAUAGAGGGUAUAUACCGCAAAUUUCUGGAAUUGGAUAUGUGGACGAUACCUAGCACGCUAUCCUACGGCAUCUACGUCGUUCACUUCUCUUUCAUACGUAUACACGUCGCCAUGAAUUCUCAUUUGUUUUACAUAACUAGUUAUAAUCUGAUUCUAAUGACAACGUGUAUCGCAGCUGUGUCUUUCAUAGCAGCGGUCCCUCUCUGGUUGUUUGUGGAAGCUCCUUUCAUAGAACUCAUUAAGUAUGUUAUAAACUUAAACGCCCCGCCGAAGGAAAAGAAAGUGCUCAAUAUUGAAAAACCUGUUGCUAGCACUUAUUUG
This is a messenger RNA of Brenthis ino (lesser marbled fritillary), 1806 nucleotides long. The record is from the annotation of a GenBank genome assembly. NCBI's taxonomy places the organism in Eukaryota, Metazoa, Arthropoda, Insecta, Lepidoptera, Nymphalidae.